AGCAGCGGCUUAAAGGCUAGCAUGCUACCCUACCAAGACCGGCUGGCUGGCUGGCUGGCUGGUUGCUCUCUCUCUCUCUCUUUCCCUGUCUCUCUCUCUUUCUCCCUCUCUCUCUCUGUGUCCACCAUAUCCGCACCACCCUAAGGGCCUAGCAGCAGCAGCAGCAGUAGUACAGGAGGAGGGUAGCCUAGCCAACUCUGCUUCAGUCUCCCAGAAGUUCGGUUACACGUUGGAACCGCAUUGCUGUCUCGCCUUGCGCGCAAACUCGUCACGUUUUUCAAAUUAAAUCAUUUGAUCGUUUUCGUCGUUCCUGGCGUCGCUGCCAGAUCGCUCGGGAAGUCAGCCACUUUUUCGAGUCAAGUCGUGGUCGUUGUUCGACGAUGGUGGGUCGCUGGAGCGAGGCGGCCACCCUCAAAUUCGUCUACUUUUACAAGCUGCACGAGUGCCUCUGGAACCCCCGCAGCGAGUUCUACAACCAGAAGGACGCCCGAAACUUCGCCUACGUCGACCUCGUCCUCCAGAUGAAGAUGCCGGACUUUGACUUGAGGGCGGCCAAGGUCAAGAUCAAGAACCUGCGCGCCCACUACAUCAGCGAGCUGAAGAAGGUGCGCUACGCGGCGGCCGUGGGCGACAGGUACGAGCCGACGCUCUAUUGGUUCAAGGAAAUGGAUUCGUUCCUGAGGGAUACCAUCGGCGAUAUACCCAGCCUGCACCAGCCGGAGGUCAUCACAGCCGACUCGAUCUACGACAGCUCCUCCAUCUACGAGAGCGGCUUCGGCGACGACGAAGACUCCAUGGAGAAGCCCAUGCCCUUCCUGCACAUCAGCGAAACCCGGUCCUUGGCCCCGCCCAGGAAGAGCAACAAAAACGACACCAGCACUACUUCGUCAGGAGGAAGAGGUGGUGGUAGUGGCGCCCCUUCCAAUCGUCGCAUCAAUUCGUCGUACAGGCCAGGCCCCGCGAGCAGCAAGAGGCGGAGGAAGCAGAAAGAGGCCAUCCUGGGAGAGGAGUACGCCGACGAGUUCGAGGCCUUCGGCAGAAGCGUCUCGGCUCAGCUGCGGAAGUUGUCGCUCAGCAGGGCGCUCCGGGCGCAGUCAAAGAUCCAGGCGAUCCUCACUGAAGAGAGGAUCCAAGACUUGGAAGCGACGGCGGCAGCAGCAUCUCCUCCUCCUCCUUCCUUACCCAUGCCCCUGCCCUUACAACUGCCGCCGCCUCCAGCAGCAGUCCUGCCAACAUCACCUCAUGAUCUAAGCUUUGGCCUUGGUGUUGGAGGAACUCCCUCCACCACUAGUCUCACCAACACGACGGACAGCGGCGUCGAAAGCGGGAUCGACACCACCACCAGCAGUAGCAGCAGCAGCAGCAGCAGCAGCAGCAGCACUAGCAGUGCUGCCAGUAGCGUCGCUGGGGGGCUGCCCAGCCCCACGACGCCCACUAGCAUCGACAGUAGUUCCAUGCCCUUAGGAGGAAUAACAACAACAACAACAGAAUCAACAACGACGUCCUCGACUUUGACUUCGUCCUCCUCCUCCAGUAGCAUCAAGGCGCUGAAGGAGUUCAGGAAGUCGGGGCCAGAUCCGACCUCAGCACCGACACCGCCGCCUAACGGUGACGUCAUCAUCAAGGCUGAGUGCGAACUUAUCACUCUGGACGAGGACGACCCUUUCGAGGGACAUUGAGCCUUUGUUCGAGAGAGAGAGAGAGAGAGAGAGAGAGAGAGAGAGAGAGAUCCAGUUUAUAAUCUAGAUGAGGACGACCCUUUCGAGGGACAUUGAGCCUUUGUUUGAGAGAGAGAGAGAGAUCCAGUUUAUAAUCUAGAUGAGCACGACCCUUUCGAGGGGCACUGACAGAGAGAGAGAGAGUAAAAUUAAUCUUGUUUAAAUCAUUAAAUAUUCUCACAAACUAAUAUUAGUUACUUUCUCAUAAGAAUUGUUUAUUUUAAUUUAUAAAUAUUUUGUAAUAAAAAAAUGUAACACGAGUGUUAAAAAUCAUCUAUUGUUUCUGAUGUUUAGUGAGUCUCUCUCUCUCUCUCUCUCUCUCUCUCUCUCUCUCUCUCUCUCUCUCUCUUCAUAAUGAAACACUGAAAUAAUCCAGAUUUGGUUUUGUAAUGUAUUUAUAUUCUAUUUAUUUAUUUAGUAAACUGUGGAUACCUAUACUAUGCAUUGAAGUGAUAUUGUUAAUUCCUGUUUAUUUAUAUUUACAUUUACAUUAAUAAUUAUAAAUUAGAAGUAUAACAGUGAUUGGUAAAAUAUAGUUUGGAUAAUUGCGAUGGUUUAAAACUGUCUUGAAGCUGUAGAUAUUAUUAAUACUAGUAUUGUUAAUCAUACCUGUAAAACAGUGCAGCUUGAGUGACUUCACCAAAGAAAUUAAACACACAUACACAGACACACACAAACAUAUAUAUAUA
This is a messenger RNA of Macrobrachium nipponense, 2407 nucleotides long. RefSeq lists its product as uncharacterized. The transcript has 2 exons. Lineage: Eukaryota; Metazoa; Arthropoda; Malacostraca; Decapoda; Palaemonidae. Gene Ontology annotation, molecular function: DNA binding. The record is from RefSeq and is a predicted model, not a curated record. Bases 381 to 1679 code for a protein of 432 amino acids.